CCAGCAGCUCGGUUUCCUGCAGUUCCGGCGAGCGUCUCACCUGCAGCAGCGGGCCCACACCGGUGUCACUCUGCCGAGCAACGGUAAACUUUCUCUCGGUGAAUACUAACAAACCCACCGGGCUCCAUGGGUAACAGUUGCAGCUUUACAGGGCUAAACCGAGCCGUUCCCAAAGUGUUAAAGAAGGCCAGGAGAAUUAAUCACAAGACGAGUAGGACAUGUCAGAAAGUUCUUCAGGUGUGAACACUCUAAGUGGCAGUUUUCCCAAAUCCCACUCAUCCCAGUACUCUGACCUCAGGGUUACACACACACCCCUCUCUGUGGACCAGAGUCCUGAUUCUGGACUUGUAUCUACACCUCUUCCAUCCAGUCGGUUCAGGUUUGUGUCGUGGCAUCUCCUGGAGCAGUGUGAUGUCACAGGUGACCAGCUGACCUGCCCCAGGGUCAGAGAAGGGCCAUCGGAAGAGGAGCUGUUUCAAAGAGAGGGGGAUGACAUCUGUUUGGAGAGAGGGAGGAGGAGGAAGAGAGAGGAGGAAGGACAGAGAUGGGAGGAGAGACUGCAGGAGAAUUGGGAAAACUGUCUGGAGUUAAAUCUGUCCUACCAGGACUUGGGUGACCCCUUCCAGCAAGAGAAUUUCCUCCGGAUCCUCCGCCGCCUGAUCCGUGUGGAGAAACUACAACUGGUCGACAACUCCCUCACCAACCUGAGUUCUGUAUGUCUGCCAAGGUGCAGAAUGCUAAACCUGCAGCGUAACCACCUGGUGUGUCUGCGUCAGCUGCCAAAGCUCCCAGCAGUGGAGCACCUUUGUCUGUCUGAGAACGCCAUUGGCUCUCUGGGGGGGCUGGGAGCUCUGGGGAACAGCCCACUCCGCUCCCUCAACCUGACUCGCAACCCAGUGACCUUCACUCAGGACUACCGUGCACGUGUUUUCCUCUGUUUGCCAAAGCUAGUGAUCCUGGAUGGAAUCCCCAAGCUGCCAGAAGACUCUCUGCCCACCAGACUACAGUUCCCAGAAACCACCAGGAUGUGCAACAUUUUAUGACAUUCUUCUAUGGAUGGAUGUGUACGUAGUCUGUUCUCCCAAUCCUACAACACUUACUGAAGCGAUUAUGAGGCUUCAGCAAAGCACUGUUCAGCAAACUUUGUUGCACUAAAGGUUUCAUAGAGCUGUUCAGAGGAAAACCUCUGCUAUUGAUUGUGUCACAACUGUUGCCGAAAAACACUUUUUAGACCACACUGACAAUGCAGUCACAGGAAAUGUAAUGGUAAUGUGCUUGAAAGGCCAUGCAAAAUGCUUUUUAUAUGUAGUACAAAUUAUAUAUAUUAUUACUAUUGAUAUAUUCGUAAGUCAGAUUUUUUCAUAUAUCCUAUACCCAUAUUUUGUAAUAAAUAAAAAGUAUUUUAGCUGUU
Molecule: messenger RNA, 1411 nt
Organism: Siniperca chuatsi (mandarin fish)
Lineage: Eukaryota; Metazoa; Chordata; Actinopteri; Centrarchiformes; Sinipercidae
Exons: 7
Coding region: 219-1043 (274 amino acids)
Source: RefSeq, a predicted model, not a curated record